Molecule: messenger RNA, 189 nt
Organism: Haemonchus placei
Lineage: Eukaryota; Metazoa; Nematoda; Chromadorea; Rhabditida; Trichostrongylidae
Source: the annotation of a GenBank genome assembly
AUGAAGGUGACCUGUAAUGGAGUAAAGCUGUUUAUCGGCGUUGUGUGCCCGAAGCUCCUCCCAGCGUUUUCAUAUAUGCUGGGGCCUAGAGGACUUAUCUUCCAACCUACUCAGUCAUCGGAAGCCGCCGUUCAAGCCAACGUUUAUCCAUCGAACGCGAACGCUCAUGCGGUAAGCAAACUUUGUUGA